AUGCUGCCUGUGAGUUACACGAUUUAUACAAGUGGAAGCGUUGACAAGAACGGUUCUAUGCAGGUGCGACUGAAGUAUUUGUUCUUUCUGGCUACUGCUUUUGGCGGGAGCUUUCUCAUUCUAUCCAUCAAUAGGAUUGCCGAAGUUGUAUAUCCUAAUGAAGCAUCUAUCGAGAUCAAUCGGCAUAAAGUGCUCACGAGUGUUUUCAGUGAAAGUUAUACGAUAAAAACUAAUGGGUGUACUAUACCUGCUUUGAAACAUCUAGGGGAAGAAGUUAAAAAUCUUGUUAAAUAUCCGAAAGAGAUAAAACCCUGUCCGAAGUCCAGCCUUGCACUGCUAGCAAACAAUAGAACUCACAUCUGGGUGCGAAACGAAAACAAAGAACAUUAUAAUUUUACCAGCGAUAGAAACUUCGAUUGCUGUUACAAAUCCUUCUACCGUCCUUUGUAUAUCCAGGACAUCACAGCAACAUACAUCGAUAAUCGUGUAAAUUAUAGCGAAUGUAAUAAAUUCACAAACGUCAUAAAGGUGGCCGAUGAAUUCGUGAAAGUUGAAUGUAAUGUAGAUAAUGUUAAAGUUUAUCAACAAUAUUUUGCGUUCACACCAAAAAAGAAGCUAUCCUACGAUAUUCCGAUCAACAAAACAGCAUACAAUGUUAUUGUAAUGGGCAUUGAUGCUGUAUCAAGGCUUAAUUUUUACAGAACUAUGCCAAAUACAUUAAAAUUCUUGAGAGAAAACGGUGCUGUAGAAUUACAGGGCUACAACAAAGUUGGUGACAAUACAUUUCCAAAUUUAGUACCAAUGUUAAUGGGAUUUUCAGAACAAGCAUUAAACACUACUUGUAUUCCGCAUGAAGGAUCUUCUUUUGACAAUUGUCCCUUUAUUUGGGAAUAUUUCAAGCAGGCAGGAUAUUAUACAGCUUUUGGUGAAGACAGUUCUAGUCUUGGAACUUUUAAUUACGCACAAGCUGGAUUUAUUGGAACUCCCACUGAUUACUAUAUACAUACAUUUAUUAAUGAAGCAGAAAAUAAUGUGGGAGUUAAUAAAGAUUUCAAUUCUUUAUUAUGUAUGAAAGAAAAAUAUUUCUAUGCUGUAUUAUUGGAUUACAUAGAAAAUCUAACGUUAACUUUGAAAACAAACAAGUUGUUUGGAUUUUUUUGGGAGGUAACAAUGAGUCAUGAUUACCUUAACUAUCCAAUGGUGAUGGAUGACGAUUACGCACAAUUCUUCAAAAAACUAUCUGCUUCUGGCUAUUUAAAUGAUACAAUUGUAAUUCUUUUAAGCGAUCAUGGGAUAAGAUGGGGCGAAAUAAGAUCAACAAACCAAGGGCGACUAGAGGAACGUUUACCAUUUGUGUACAUGUUAACACCUCCCACAUUUCGUAAAAAGUACUACAGAGCGUACAACAAUUUGAAAAUGAACAGACAUCAUCUCACUACACCAUAUGAUAUACAUGCUACUCUAUUUGAUCUUAUCAACUUGGAACAAAUAGAAAAUGAAAUGAUCGAGCAUCGUAGCAAUCAAUUAUACUUGGCUCGCAAUAAAGGUAUAAGUUUGUUUUUACCAGUACCCGGAAACCGUACAUGUGCUAUGGCUUAUAUUAACGAUCAUUGGUGUACGUGCCACAAGGGGAAGAAACUAUCUGCUAGAAGUACAAAAGCAUUGGAAAUUGCUGGUCGGUUGGUACAAGAACUUAACUUGCUGAUGCAUGAUUACAGCCAAUGUGCUCGAUUGAAACUCGUUGAAGUAAUAGAGAUUACAGAAAUGGAAGUAAGUUCGCCAGAACAUGAUUUCGAGUGGAGGGAAUACAUGGUAGUAAUACGGACGGAGCCUGGUAAAGCGGUGUUUGAAGGAACCCUGAGAAACAACAGCGAAAUGUGGUCACUAGCCGGCACCGUUAGUCGCCUUAACCUUUAUGGUAGUCAGAGCCGUUGCAUUCACAACCAUAUACUUAAACUGUACUGCUACUGCAUCUAACAGAUUUACAUUUCGAACAAUAGCACUUGCAGCUUGCAGUUAACAUAGUGAUUAAUGAAAUAUCGGCCAAAUGCGAUUCGGACUCGCGCAGCAUUAUCUAUAAAAGCGGCAAACAGAAUAAUAUUUUAUUUUAUUCUGUUUUUUUAGUAAUUAAGUAUUUGUUGUUAUAGCGGCAACAGAUAUACAUCAUCUGAAAAUUUCAUCCGUCUAACCAUCCCGGUUCAUUAGAUACAGUUUGGUGACGUUGAAGGAGCAUAUUUUUCGUUUCUCAUCAUAUGACCAAAGUACUUACUCCAUCUCACACGGUUGUGCAUUAUC
Molecule: messenger RNA, 2295 nt
Organism: Pararge aegeria (speckled wood butterfly)
Lineage: Eukaryota; Metazoa; Arthropoda; Insecta; Lepidoptera; Nymphalidae
Exons: 2
Coding region: 1-1977 (658 amino acids)
Source: RefSeq, a predicted model, not a curated record